Molecule: messenger RNA, 927 nt
Organism: Meloidogyne enterolobii
Lineage: Eukaryota; Metazoa; Nematoda; Chromadorea; Rhabditida; Meloidogynidae
Source: the annotation of a GenBank genome assembly
ACAAUGACCGUCUUCGAUCCGACGACCUUUGUGUUACUGCUCUACUGUGUCGAUCUCUGUGUGUCGCUGUUCGCCAUCGCUUUUGCUGUCCAAUGCUGCAAGAAGAAAAAGAAGACGAAGGAUGUCAAGAGCUCUGUGAAACAACCACCGGGCGACACGAAAUCUGGUAAAACGAAGGAAGGAAAGGACAAACCUGCGGUCAAUAAGUCUAUCGACAAACCUCUACUCCCUGGUGCAGAUGCUGAUGCCAAGUCAAGGACCGAUAAAACCAAGUCAGUUGGGACUGCCGCCACAAAAUCCAAAACUGAAGACGAUGCAAAGACUGCAAAGUCAAAGAUGGGAGAGAAGUCAGGAAUGGCGAAGACUGCGAUACCCUCAGCUUUAGGAGCAGGAAAACCGCCGCAAGGACCAGUGAAGCCAGGUGCACCUCCUGUACCGGCACCUCCUGGGGCACCAGCUGGACCGCCAAAACCUGGAGCGCCGCCACCUUCUGGAGCAAAGCCAUCGACCGUUCCUGGAGCAGCACCACCACCAACUGGAGCAGCACCACCACCCGCAGGAGCAACUCCACCUCCAGAUUCUACAGAAGGCAUCAAAUCAAAGAAGGAAGAUGUCAAAUCGAAGAAGGAAGACGUCAAAUCGAAGAAGGAAGAGCCAGCAAAACCACCUGAAGCGGGCAAGGGAGAGAAAGGCGUGAAGAGUGAUGUUGGACUACGAUCAGAUAAAGCUGCACCCGAUCACAGCGACAAGGAAUCGAGUGGUACGGAGAAGAAGGAGGGAGAAGCAACACCACCUAUCGGUGACGAACCGCCUAAGGAGGAAGACAAGAAAGGCGACGAGGGCGGUGCUGAAAAAGCUGAGAAGGAAGAGAAGGCUGAAGAUAAAGAAGAAGAGAAGGAGGAAAAGGAAGAAAAGGAGGAAGAAUAA